Gadus chalcogrammus (walleye pollock) is the source of this 2148-nucleotide messenger RNA. RefSeq names its product receptor-type tyrosine-protein phosphatase-like N. The record is from RefSeq and is a predicted model, not a curated record. The transcript is spliced from 18 exons. Gene Ontology annotation, molecular function: protein tyrosine phosphatase activity. NCBI's taxonomy places the organism in Eukaryota, Metazoa, Chordata, Actinopteri, Gadiformes, Gadidae. Gene Ontology annotation, cellular component: secretory granule. The coding region runs from base 1 to 2148 and encodes 715 amino acids. Gene Ontology annotation, biological process: protein dephosphorylation.
AUGAGGACCCAUGCGAUGGACUUCUACGCUGACCUCUUUGGGGCAGAACAGUGCAGCAUGGUGUGCCGCGAGGAGCUCCUGGAGGGGCUUCCUCAGCUCAUCCUAGGAGAGAAAGCUGCUCUGGACUCUGAGCUGACUCUGGACGAGUUGACAGCCGCUGUCAAUCAGAUGGCAUCAGGACGGGAACCAGGGAUUGAUGACCGCUCCAUGAAGAACCUGGCUCUCCUCAUGGAGCACUACGGGGCCAGCAUGAAGGACUUCCAGAGCCAGGAGACAGAGCCCUCUUCCUCCUCCUCCUCCUCCUCCUCCUCUCAGCAUCUUCCUAAAGGUCCAGCUCUGAACGCCACGGCCCCUAAAAAGAUGAUGGGGGAGAGCUCCAUGUCCCACACUCCCCGGGAGAAUACCCCCAACAAGGACUUAGUGCCCGGCUCCGCCCCCUCGCGGCCCGCCCACUCUGAGACCCAGGAGGACACGCCCCCCGGUGGCUCUGCCAAUCAGGAGAGAGAGGGAGACAAGAAGGCCAAAACCGCAGAGACGUACGGCUACAUCGUGACCAAUCAGAGCCUCAGGCUUCAGGACGGGGUUCUCUUGCUGGGCCGUCUAGCGGAGAGGAUUGACCUCUCCCCCGGCGCCCUCGUCAACAUCAGUGUGGUCGGACCAGCGAUGACCUUCAGAGUCCGGCCCAAUGCCCAGAACCUCAGCGCUGAAGACGUCUCCGGGAAAGCAGUCGCUGAGAAGAGCUUCCUGGAGUCGGGCACCGGGCUGGAGAUCCUACAGGCCGGCGUCGGAGAGAAGCAGGAGGGUCCGGCUCCCCUCCAGGCCCAGCGGCUCCCGCCCGGAGGGUCCCGCUGGGGGUUUGGGAUCCUGGUGGUCACCAGCUGCGUGGGGGCGGUCCUCGCGGCUGCCAUGGCGAUCACCUGUCUGAGACGCCACGCCCACCGGCUCGCCGCCAGGAAGCUGGGGCUCGGACCGGAGGGGGGGUCCUUCACCCACCAGGAGUACCAGGACCUGUGCCGGCAGCACAUGGCCUCCAGGGGGGCCUUCGGGCGCCUGGAGGCGGCGGCUCUGGGGGCGGCGGCGGGCCCCGGGGGAGGCGGUGCCGGGCGGGGCCCCGGGGUCGGGGGAGGGGCCACGGCGGGGGUCGGGGGCGGGGCCGACGGGUCGCGGGUCAGCAGCGUGUCGUCCCAGUUCAGCGAGGGGGCGGCGCCCAGCCCGGGCUCCCACAGCUCCACCCCCUCCUGGUGCGAGGAGCCGGCGCAGGCCAACAUGGACAUCUCUACUGGUCACAUGGUCCUGGCCUACAUGGAGGACCACCUGAGGAACAAGGACCGCCUCCUGCAGGAGUGGGAGGCGCUCUGCUCCUACCAGGCGGAGCCUAGUGCCGUCAGCUCCGCCCACAGCCCCGCCCAUCUCAAGAAGAACCGCAGCCCUGACUUUGUGCCCUAUGAUCACUCCAGGGUGAAGCUCCGGGCUGAGGUCAACCCCUCCCGGGACGACUACAUCAAUGCCAGCACCAUAAUCGAGCACGACCCCCGGAUGCCGGCCUACAUUGCGACGCAGGGGCCACUGUCUCACACCAUCUCUGACUUCUGGCAGAUGGUGUGGGAGAACGGCUGUACAGUCAUCGUGAUGUUGACUGCUCUGGUGGAGGACGGAGAGAAGCAGUGUGACCGCUACUGGCCCGACGAAGGCUCGUCCCUCUACCACAUCUACGAGGUUAACCUCGUGUCGGAGCACAUCUGGUGUAACGACUUCCUGGUACGGAGCUUCUACCUGAAGAACGUCCAGACGCAGGAGACCCGGACCCUGACCCAGUUCCACUUCCUGAGCUGGCCCACCACCGGGAUCCCCAGUGCCACGCGGCCCCUGCUGGACUUCAGGAGGAAGGUGAAUAAAUGCUACAGAGGAAGAUCCUGUCCCAUCAUCGUCCACUGCAGCGACGGGACUGGGCGUUCUGGGACAUACAUCCUGAUUGACAUGGUCCUGAACCGCAUGGCCAAAGGCGGUAAGGAGAUCGACAUUGCGGCGACUCUGGAGCACGUCAGAGACCAGAGGCCGGGGAUGGUGAGGACCAAGGACCAGUUUGAGUUUGCGCUGACGGCUGUGGCGGAGGAGGUCAACGCCAUCCUGAAGGCCCUCCCCCAGUGA